AUGUCAGGGAGAGCCAAAUACCAACGGGCCAAUGUGUAUGAUGCAGUGGAUGGGAAAUACACAAAACGGAAGUACGAGAAGCAUGACCCGGGAGAGCCAGACACAAUCGCCCCUGAUGAUCCAUGGAAGGACGACGUGAAGACUGUAAGAGUGAGGACAGCGGCCCCGCCAGACGAAGUGUUGGCUGAAAAUGUGAAAUUCCAAGUACCUAUCCCAAUAAAAGAUCGUGAUAGCUUUGCUCCCUCUUCUCAAUUACCAGACUCAGAUCUUUUAAAGGCCCUUCAUUAUUACACGGCUCACGUGGUGAGCACCAAGAAACCGAUUGAGCUAUUGAACAUGGAAAAUGAUGUAUAUGAGACUUUGAAGCUAAUCCGCAACCAACGUCUUGAAACAGGGUGGAAUAACUUACAGCAAAGCAUGGAUUGCACUGCUCUACUUUCUUUAGGCGCUUUGAUUGAAGGUUGGGUUGAGGAGUUUAUUGACGGUAAUGCAUUCAAGAUGUACAUGGAACGAAAAGAAGAGAAGAAAAAGAAGAAGAAGAGGAAAUCUGCCAAAGAAUCCCCAAAGGAGACACAUAAAAAAGUCACUGAAAACGAACUGGUCGAUGAAAUAAUUGAUAGCAAUUCCGAUAUAGAAGAGGUCAAUGAUAUUUAG
Komagataella phaffii GS115 is the source of this 654-nucleotide messenger RNA. RefSeq lists its product as hypothetical. Gene Ontology annotation, biological process: nucleolar large rRNA transcription by RNA polymerase I. Gene Ontology annotation, molecular function: RNA polymerase I cis-regulatory region sequence-specific DNA binding. The transcript has a single exon. The coding region runs from base 1 to 654 and encodes 217 amino acids. Gene Ontology annotation, cellular component: RNA polymerase I upstream activating factor complex. NCBI's taxonomy places the organism in Eukaryota, Fungi, Ascomycota, Pichiomycetes, Pichiales, Pichiaceae. The record is from RefSeq and is a predicted model, not a curated record.